AUGCCUUCUCAACCCCCACUACCGCCCCUCCUUGCACCAUAUGUAUCAACACUGCCCGAAUCAUCCUUGACACUAGCCUCUUCUAUCCUCGGUGCAACCUCAAAUUGGCUGGUGCUGAGGUUCCUGCAUGCUGCGCUAAGCUCGCCAAACCCCAAUGCGGCAUUCGGCGCAGAUGAGCUGCAAACUGGGAUCAAGAAGAAAGUGGUGUUAGUGAGCUUUUUGCGGAGUUAUGAUUUCUGGAAGACGGAGGCAAAGCGAUUGGGCCUUGAUCUUGCACGUCUGGUAGACAAGCAACAAUUUGCAUUCAUAGAUGGUCUAUCUGAGCUAUUCUACGCACCAGACGCAGCCACAUCUAAUACCUCCCCGGCUGGUCUUGGGAGCAGUCCACGCACAGUUCUUCCACUUCGCUCUCCACCCGCAGCCGUGCCCGGAAAGACACUACCACCAACAGCGGCGCCACCAAGAGGGAAUGCAAAUGUGACACGAGCCCAGGCAGAGCCGGGCAUCGCCAAAAAACUCCAUUUCACUGGUCGUGGCCUCGCAGCCCUCGAUCUAAUGGAAAAGGAUAUCAUUGCAGUUAUUGAACAUCAAAAGUCGUCAAUGGAGGAUGGUGAUGAGCUAGUUCUCAUUCUAGACCAGCCUGACCUAUUGCUUGCUGCAACGGGACCAAGUUUGGGUAUUGGAGCAACAGAGAUGGCAGAGUUGGUCACAGGGCUACAGCAGCAUGCAUACGCUACAGUUCUAACGCUGGCUACGGAUGCCCCGCUGAUACACAAUGCAUCUGUAUCAGCAGUGCAGUUGGCUACGCCAAUUGAGAUGGAACAUGCGGCGUUCGCUAUUGGGCUGGCGCAUCGGGCUAGGUCGGUGAUGCAACUCCGCACUCUGGAGACCGGGGCCGCGAAAGAUGUGAGUGGGGUGCUCAGGAUCAGUCGAGGUGGCGGAUGGAGCGCCGGUGAAGAAGAUAGUCUGGAGGAGAAGGAAGUCCUCUACUUCAUUCAAAGGGAUGGCGGCGUCAGCGUAUUUGGCCGUGGGGAAUCAUGA
Messenger RNA from Penicillium canescens, 1041 nucleotides. RefSeq lists its product as uncharacterized. Gene Ontology annotation, cellular component: elongator holoenzyme complex. The coding region runs from base 1 to 1041 and encodes 346 amino acids. The record is from RefSeq and is a predicted model, not a curated record. Lineage: Eukaryota; Fungi; Ascomycota; Eurotiomycetes; Eurotiales; Aspergillaceae. The transcript is spliced from 3 exons. Gene Ontology annotation, biological process: tRNA wobble uridine modification.